This is a messenger RNA of Haemonchus placei, 2574 nucleotides long. NCBI's taxonomy places the organism in Eukaryota, Metazoa, Nematoda, Chromadorea, Rhabditida, Trichostrongylidae. The record is from the annotation of a GenBank genome assembly.
AUGUCUGAAGGAGACAGAUUGGCGGCUCCAGGAACGAGGUCUCGUGGACCACCAACCGUAACCGGUCUUUCUCCUACUGAAGGAACUCCUGGAACUCAGAUCACAAUACGAGGUGAGAAUCUAGGAACGGAUCAAAAUGACUUGCUCAUGCUUUUCAUCUGCGGGACCGACUCGAAGUCCGUCUUUUACUGGUUUUUCGGAUUGGAAACCUUCAAAAUUAUUGCUCGUCUUGGGCAGGCGAAUCGCGGGCUAGGAGAAGUCAAAAUAGCCACCAAAUCUGGUGGGCGAGGGGUUUGCAACGUAAAAUUCAGGGUGUUCAUUGCUCAAAUUGGACCUUUGGAGGAAUCAGCUGUUUGGGUAGACGAAACACAGACCGUCCCAGGGCGAGAGGCGGUACGAACCGUGGCUCAAACAUCAGAAGAAAAGGAUGCUCUAGGACUAAGGCCGACCACGAAAAAGAUGGAUCCAGCUCUUUUGGCCAAAUUGUUUCCUGAUAGUUCUGGAAAUAUUCGAAUGGAAAGUUUCAACCCUCAGUGGUACCUACUGGAGCACCAUUCGGAGACACCGAUAGAAGAGCUGCGAGAGGCCUUGAAAAUCAUGCAGCUAGCCAAAGCCGACGAAGCAAAAAAGAGCGAACAAAUGCACAAGGCCAAUCUUUACUCUUUGAUCAAUUGUGUAGAUUCGCUUGCUGCUCUGCAUGGGGAGCUCGAGCGAAGUAAUAAAGCAGGGGAGUUUGCUGUGAUCAAACAAAUCGGAAAUCAAAUUUCUGAAGCUCGAUUGAAAGCAGAAAGCGUGUUCAAGGAUGUUUUAUCUCGUAAAGAUCGUGCCGAUGCCACGAGAAAUGCUCUAUCUGUACUUACAAGAUUCAAAUUUAUAUUCUUCCUCAGUAAAACAAUAGACGACAAUAUGAAAAAGGGUGAAUACUUGACCAUCCUGAAUGACUAUAUGCGGGCAAAAUCACUAUACAAAGAUACAGAGGUUGCUUUGUUCAAAGAAGUUAUGAUUCAUCUUGAUGCGAAGAUGGAGAAGUUCAAAGAAGAGAUGAAGCUGAAGCUAAUCGAUACCUCAGCUUCGUUUGAAGAGCAAAGCAAACUCAUCAAGUAUCUUAAGAUACUUGAACCUGACUCGGAUCCUACGUGGGAAUGUAUUACUGCAUACCACUGUUGGCUUGAAGACAUUCUAUGGAAGCUGCAGGAAACUCAUUACAAAAAAGGUAGUGUGUUGUUACAAAUUUUCAAGAUAAUCGGUUUGCAAGUGCUAUUGGAAACAAACGAGCGCCAAGUUUUUGUCUCUUCAUUAGUUUCCGUGUUGAUGCAUAAAUUGCAAUCAUUCUGGAAACUUUCCAAUACCUACACGACCAAUGAAGAGCGAUGGACCCAGCGUCAAGACGACAUCAACCAAAUGCUUGUGAACACCAUAAAUGUUUCGUCAUGGUUGAUACUAAACGCUUUAGUGCCAAAAGCUCUGCCGGAUGACGUCAUCAAAAGGUAUGAAGCACAAUUUGUCCGAUGGCCCGAAAUAUCCGCCCAAACAACGAAAACAGUUCUGACCCAUAGUCUCAAAACCUUAAGAUCAUUUAUAUCAUCUCUGUUGGAUGCACAAUUUACUUCAACACAUGUGCAGCCAUUAGUCGAACUUUGCAUGACAGUGAGGCUGAAGUUCAUAUCGGACGUUAUCGACAGUGGUGUGGAAAGCAUUUGUGCUCUCGGUGCCAAGGAAAACUGGAAACAAGAUUUCAGUUCCAGCGUUGCGGCAAAGACGACUCUGCCAGACUUCUACGAGAAUGAGGUGUUUGAUUGUCUGUCUGCUGUGAGGGAUGCGCUUUCAACCUCCGGAUAUCCAAACGAGGCAUGCCUUUUCUCUCGCGAACGUUUCCGAAGUACGUUAAUUGACAUCUUCGUCCAUUUGAUUACAGCGAUCAGGCACUGUUUUGACCGUUUUGCACUCUGUCUGAGAGUUAAAAUGUCUGAGAAUAAUAGAUACGUGGUUAACGGUAGCAAGUUACUCAUCAGCAUCUGCAAUUUGGAGUUUAUAUUGGAAACUGCGUUGAAGAACAUCAGUCGUCGCUUGCUUGAAUGUGGUGUGAAGUAUGCAGAUGAUGUAUAUGAAAAAUCGAAAGCAAAAUUACUAGUGUACAGGAAGACCCUUGUUCGAUGCUACAUUAUGAUAAAGAGCAGCGCCUUCACUUCACUAAUAGACUCUGCAAACUACGAGUUUAUACCCGAUGAUGAUGUGUCGGAUUAUGCGAAAGAGAUGAUGAUGUGUUGUGUGCUACAACAAGCUGAACUAGAACUGUGCGCUCCUCAACUAACUUCACAGUGUCUCCAGGCCACCGUGCAAGCAGCCUUUGACAGUCUAUUAGAUCAUUUGGAAGCGCGUGAACCUGCUUCUCAACGAGAAGCUACUCAGAGAGUUAUCGACAUAUGUGCUCUUGAGCAGGCACUGGGAGGGUUCACUAACUUGGAAACAAGAAAACUUCAGCUGUGCCUUAACAACAUGCGGACGUCGAUGCGUAUGGCUAUUGAAAGCUUAGAAGGAGGGGCGGAAGAUGAUCUUAACACAUCUAAUAUAUAG